AUCACCACAUUUCCUGUUUAUAACUGAACAAAGUACACACAAAAGAGUUGAAGAAACAGAGGAGAAAAAAAAGACCCAAGUACUGAUAAAGAUAUAUGUCGGUGCUAUGCUGUUUCUAUCACAAGAGAGCAACGGCGCUUAGAAAAAAGGCUGGUGGGAGAAUUUUUAGGCUAUCCACCUGUUUCAUGGCUGCAUGUGGGCUCUUCUGAAAAGAGAAGCAUGUCAGGAAACUCUGGAUGCCCCUUUUUCCUCUGGGGACUUCUAGCCUUCUUGGGCUUGGCUCUGGUUAUAUCGGUGAUAUUCAAUAUCUCCCACUAUGUUGAGAAGCAGCGGCAACGAGAUAAAAUGUACAGAUACUAUGAUGACUACAUUCCAAGAGCUGAUGAAUAUUAUGUUGAAGAUACUCCAAUUUAUGGUAAUUUAGAUAACAUGGUCCCAGAGCCAAUGGAUGAGGGCUGCUACGAACAAAUGAAAGCCCGGCCACAGAGAUCUGCGAGUAACGUGCAUGAAGCCACUGCAUCUGCACAGGUACCUGCUGAAAGUCAGAUGUGCUAUGCCACACUGGAUCACAGCUUCAAGGGGAAACGCAGAAGGCCCCGGAAGCAGAAUGCUAAUUUCUCAGACAAAGAGAAGGAUGCACAAGGUUGUGCAAUGGAUGCCAGCAUUUCUCAGACCAGUUCGGUACCAGAUUUCUCAUCUGAUAACCAGGCCGUAGAAGAAAGUGUUCAUGAUGAUCCUGCAAGACUGUUUGGAUUGAUCCGUGCCAAGAGAGAACCUAUAGCCUAGCAGACAGUGAUCCAGCUCACUGAUAAUGACCCUGUCAGAGAUGGCUAAGAAAACAAGACCCUGGUGUGACACACAAGGACCGGCAGAAUGAUAGUCUGCUCAUUUGUUGAUGGGAUGGUAGCUUCCUUUUCUCAGAGAUUGUGUCUCCACACACCAAAUCUAAUGUAUUAAAAUUAGCUAUAUGAAUUCAUUAAAAAAUAUCCAAGUAGGAAAAGUAAAACAAUAAAAUCCAGUUUACAAAUUAAAUUACUUGUUAAAAAAGUCAAAAUGUAUAGCAAUACCUAAGAAAAUUUUAAAAAUCUAAAGUACAUAUGUGCCCUAGGACAUACUGAAGGAAAGAUAAAAGACAAUGUCUCAAAAUAUUAAUCAAUCAAACAUUUCCUCUUUCAUCAAUAUGAAAUAAUUAGAAAUUUUAAUAAUUUCUAAUAAUUAAAAGUACAUUGCUAAGAAAAGUAGGAUAAAUUGAGUAUUUUUCAAAUGUGUAAAUAGCAUAAUUAUUCAAACAUUGCUAUAAAAAUAGAUCCAUGUUCCUUAUAAAAAAUUUUUUUUAAGAAGAACGUAAAAAUUCUACUGCCAGCAAUAAUCAGCAUGAAUAACUUUGUGUCUGGUUUGUGGAUAGUUCACUGAGCUACCACCACGUAAAAGUAUUUGUUGUUCCUUUUUUUUAUUAUUUUAACUUAAAAGUAGAGUGUCAUGCAUGUUAUUUAAAUUUUCUUCAUUUAUCAAGAUGGUCUGGCUUUUUUUUCUACUGUGUCUACCUAUAGCAAAUGUUUUAAAAUGUGUCUGGUAAUGCUGUGAAGCAAAACCGGGGUCUUUUACAUGAAAGGCAAGUGCUCUAUCACUGAGCUUCAUCCCAAGUUUUGUCUCAUAAUUUUAAUGUCUGCAUUGUACCUCACUUAUGAUUAAAUCAGAAUUCAUUUAAAUAAUUUUGAAGGCUACUUAAAUUAAUUCAAGUUUUUAUUUUAUGUGCUGACAAAUGAUAUUUUAAUGAGAGCGCUCCAAGACAUGUCUGGAUACUUAUCUAGUUUUUUCUUUGUGUUGAGUCCCUUAAAGAAAAUUAAAUAUACUUAAAGAUAUGUGUUCAUAUUAUUAAUCUCCAAAGGACAGAUCUCUAGAAGAUCAGAUGUUGAGUUAAAUAUAUACAAACAUGCAGUUUAAAUUCUAAAAGAUUACCCCACAUUGUCUCCCAAACAGUUAACUCAAUAAGCCUCAGCAUGGGGUGAAGGUGCUUAGCUGUGAUCCCAGCAUGCAGGAGUCUGAGGCAGGAAGAGAGCCCUAUAAGUUCCAGGCUUUUUGGUCUGAAAGUGAAUUUCUGGUCAGCUUGGGCUAAGAGUGAAACCAUGUUUCAAAACAAACAAACGAAACAAAACAAUAACAAAAAACUAUUAUCAGGAACAAAACGACAUCUAUUGUCUUCCAUUGAGAAAGGAGGCUUGUUGGUAGUUUAUAAUAAUCAUAUUCAGCUUGUUAUAAUAUGUAUUUUAAAAGGUUACUUUGACAGAGAAAUGUGGAAACAACAUGCAUUUUUUUUUCCUUUUUGGUGGUGUGCUGUGGAUUUUCCAUACAUUCCAUUUUUUAUAGUACUUUUAAUUUUUAAAAGUUUUGAUGAAGUUAUUUAGUUUCCCCUUUCCCCUUCCUUCUUCUAAAACCUUCCCAUGCACCCCUUCUUGUUUUCUGCCAGGGAUCUCUUUUUCUUUCAUGUUGUUACAUAUAUGUAUGUGUGUAAUUGGAAAGCCCUACCUGUAUAAGGCUGUUUCUCCUACUCUGAACAGUUCCCAGGUGCCUAGAGUUGAGGCUCUGCAAGCUGUCCCCGCUCCAUGCUGGCAUGUCCAUUGGCAUCAAAAUUGUUCAGAUCUUGUUUAAUCAGUCAUGUUGAUGAGACCUCGUGGGUAUUACCUUUCUGAUGUCACAUGCUUUUAUUUAAAUUACCAUUUUUUAAAAAAAUAAUAAGUACCUUCAUAAUUUUCCACAUAGUUAGAAUGUCUAGACAUCUCCAGUUGUUCAGAUCCAUGCAGGAUUCUGUCUGACACCCCACAUUUCUUUAACUAUUGUUGCUGUCCAAGCCAAUGAGUGACAUAACUCCCUCGGCAUGCUGAGCAUCUGAAAAAGCCAUUGUUUAAAUCUUGAGAGAUAUUGUCACAGGUAAAAAAAAUUCCCAAGGUUGAGCGGACUAUGCUUCUUUGAACAAUUUGUACUUUUCCUUUUUUGGACACAUAGAUUCCAUCCAAAACUUUCCUGGUACCCUUGGUUUUAACUAUAUGGUUUUCUCUAUCAAAGCAGUUGGAUUUGAAGUAUAAUUUUCUUAAAAGAUUAAGUCAUCCUUCUAGAUUUGAGAUGCAGAACAAGAAGCACCUGUCUCCAUCUGAACAGUGUGGAUGUAUUUUUCAAUCAAUAAAUUUUGAAUUUCAACCAGAAA
Myodes glareolus (Bank vole) is the source of this 3202-nucleotide messenger RNA. RefSeq names its product T cell receptor associated transmembrane adaptor 1 (gene Trat1). NCBI's taxonomy places the organism in Eukaryota, Metazoa, Chordata, Mammalia, Rodentia, Cricetidae. Gene Ontology annotation, biological process: negative regulation of receptor recycling; positive regulation of T cell receptor signaling pathway. Gene Ontology annotation, cellular component: T cell receptor complex. The record is from RefSeq and is a predicted model, not a curated record.